CGUACCAGCAGCAGCUCUUUUGUACAAAUAAAGCCCGAAAAAGUGCAUAAAACCGAUCGAAACCCGCUUCCGGUUGAAACCCUCACCGGAAGAAGCCCCCGCAACGAUUGCCGUAGUUCGUACCGGGUCGCAAAAGUGUAAAAAUCGUGCAUCGAAAAUUGUGCAGCAGCCCAUCGCAGGAAGGCGAGCUGUUCUAGAACAAACUCGACAUCUCCGUCGCGGGGUGAUUGCCAUUGUGGUCGUGUGCGGGUAUUUGUGUGCGUGAGAGAGGAGGAAGCACAAUCCGCGAGAAGCAGCUGGUUGGAGACGAAGGAAAACACUUCGAGUGUGAGGAAGCUUCAUUGAAGUGCGAAAUUGACCGAAGGCGGUGUGCGGAAGAAGCAAAGCUCAGAAAUUAAAGGAACAGUUCUGACAGAAUAGACCAAGAUCACCGGCGCGAUGUCUCAACAGCAACCAUCUCAGCCCACGGUGCGGCACAUUCCGAUCUUUGUCGAGGGACGAUCGGAGCCGUUGGUGAAUAAGGUGCCGGAAACUCAGCCGAGUAACAAUUCCUCGUCCAGUUCGAUUCCGGAGAUGCCUCGGAUGGACAUGCCACGCAUGGAUAUGCCUUCGCAUAAUACCAACGACUUCUUCAAGCAUGGGUCCAUCUUUGACAAAGCGCGUGAUUUUCCGGUGAGGAGUUUCGGCAAUUCGUCCAUUUUCAACAAGACCAGUCCGGCUCGGGAAGCGUCACCGGCCAGGCAAGUUCCUGUAUUUACAGAUGCUUCGUCAACAGUGCCUCCGUCGCAGCAGCAGCCGCAUUCGGCUUCACAACACCAGCAGUCACAGCCUCGUGGUUCAUCUCAACCACGGCAAACUCCGUCUCCUCCGACCGCUGCCCAGCAGCAACAGCAAUACCAACAGGAGCAAGCCCAGCGGUAUCAGCAGUACCAGCAAGAACAACAGCAAGCGGAUAAACAGCAGCAGACAGCCCAUGAUCAGCCGGAUUCACAGUCUAAACCGAUGCCACCUCCGGCGAAUGAUCCGAUCGGCAAAAUUCAAAACAUCCAGCGAGACGUUCUGCAGAUCUUCGACCAGGUGGAAAAGUUCCAGGGCAGCAAGGAAGGCAAAAAGGACAAAUCCUACAUUUUCUUAGACGAGAUGCUGACUCAGAAUCUGCUAAAGCUGGACUCGAUCGAUGCCGAAGAUCAACCGCAAAUCAAAUCCGCCCGCAGGGAAGCUAUCAAGAGCAUAAACCACUGCAUCGCCGUCCUGGAGGCCAAAGCGGAAGCUGCCGGUUCCGCAGCGACUGACGCCAGUGAGUCUACCAAUAGCGGUGAACAGCAGCAAGUGCCUAAUGGAACGACUGCUAGAACCGGUUCCGGUGCUUCUCUAUCGCAUUCUUCGUCCAAUUCUUCUAGUCAACAGCACCAGCAGUCGAAAUAGACACUGUAAGAUUUUUCCUUCUAUACCAAGAUCCUUUCAUAACCACACACUCGUUCUUCAAAUUUCAACCAAGUUAGCGUACACACAGAUAUUAGAAAUUAGUAUGAUGAUUGCUACACUCUGCUGCUAUUACCUACUAUAGCCCUAUAUAUUCUUACGGUUCUUAUAGUGACGUGUUACUUGGAUGCGAGCAACAAUUGCUAGUAGAGAGACUUUUGUACCACGAAAUUUUGUAUCCAUCGAGGAUUUUUAGAAAACAAACACAUUGUAGAUAACGAGCAAAUCGCAAACUAACCAAAAUUUAAUAGUAUUUUUUUUU
Messenger RNA from Ochlerotatus camptorhynchus, 1744 nucleotides. RefSeq names its product starvin (gene stv). The record is from RefSeq and is a predicted model, not a curated record. Gene Ontology annotation, biological process: protein stabilization. Gene Ontology annotation, cellular component: cytoplasm; membrane; nucleus. The transcript has 2 exons. Gene Ontology annotation, molecular function: protein-folding chaperone binding; adenyl-nucleotide exchange factor activity. The coding region runs from base 439 to 1425 and encodes 328 amino acids. Lineage: Eukaryota; Metazoa; Arthropoda; Insecta; Diptera; Culicidae.